Messenger RNA from Cladophialophora immunda, 1014 nucleotides. RefSeq lists its product as uncharacterized. The record is from RefSeq and is a predicted model, not a curated record. Lineage: Eukaryota; Fungi; Ascomycota; Eurotiomycetes; Chaetothyriales; Herpotrichiellaceae. The coding region runs from base 110 to 808 and encodes 232 amino acids. The transcript has 2 exons.
AUUUAAACACGGCCUAGCGAGAACUCUUCGUAUUAUCUCUGAAACGUCCGCAUCCGUUUGCUCCCUUUCCACCGCCCGCCCCAAGCUGUUGACCGUCGCAGUUAUAAUUAUGGCAGACCUCCGGCCAACGCUCCAUCAUCUGAAUGACUCGCAAUCGCAACGAAUCCUAUGGCUUCUCGAAGAGCUCGAGAUCCCAUACGACCUCAAGCUUCACAAACGUGUCAAGCAAAGAGCUCCUCCUGAACUGAAAGAAACGCAUCCCUUGGGAAAGGCACCACAACUGGAGACAGGCGAUGGGAGAGUGAUCGUGGAAUCAGCAGUGAUUGCGAAAUACUUGAUUGAGACAUACGACAAGACGGGCAAGUUCAAGGGCGAUGGCAACAAGAACGACUGGAUACGCGAUGACGAGUUGUGCAAUCUUGCUGCCGCCAGCAUCGGCCCUCCCAUGAUUGUGGAAGUCAUCAUGACUGCGGCGGUCAAGUUGACGCCCUUUUUCGUCCGCCCAUUGAUAUCCCUGGUCCACAAACAACUCCACCAGGGCUACUCUGGGCCUGAACUUGACGCCUUCUUCAAGUAUCUGGACGACCAACUGGGUGACCAAGACUAUUUUAUGGGCUCCGCGCCUGGGCGGGCGGACUUCAUCCUCUCCUUCCCCGUUGACACGUGUACGGCCGCUGGAUUCGUCGAGCUGAAGAAAUACCCGAGGGUGGAAAAAUGGCACGCUCGGUGCCGUGAGCGACCAGCGUGGAAGAGUAGUCUAGAGAAAGGGAACGGAUAUGAUCUCAGCUUCAAAAACGUAGGGAGCUAGAUGGCGAGUCGAGGACAGAGCAACCAAAUGGCGCCAAAUUGGUACUCGUAUGUAAUUGUGGAAGGCGUUCGACGAGGGUACAAUAGCUCUCCGGAAAGCGAGCGGGAGGACGACAGGGAAGUUCAUCGCCGCUCAACUGUUGUCAGUGUCUAUUCCCCAUAGUGUUAUUGCAUACUAGGGUAGCACAAGAUUCUGUUCGUAAAAUU